CCCUUUGUAUGUAUCUAUCAUUACUUAAGCCUUCUAAGAAAGUCUUAGUUCUAGGUUACACGCCCUUUUUGUGAUUAUCUAUGGUGAGCUGUUCCAAUUUCCAUCAUCAUUCGUUCAGUAUUAAGUAGCAGCAGUAAAUCCCAAACUACUCUGAGUUCCCAAUUUGAGAGCUAUAUAUAAACUUCCUUCAAGAACACUAUUCACCCUGCCAAAGGAAAUAAGUUACUAUCAAACUGCUCGCCCUGUUGAAUUACCAAAGGUGUAAAAUCUUGAAUAGGACAGAAAUACAAGAAAGCAAAGAUGAAAAUACAAAGAAGACUACGUGUAGUACUAGUACCAUACCCAUUCCAGGGGCAUGUAACACCUAUGCUUCAGCUUGGUAGUAUCCUUCAUUCACAAGGCUUUUCUGUUAUAGUUGCACAUACUGAAUACAGUGCUCCUAAUUAUUCCAAUCACCCCGAAUUCGUCUUCCAUUCUAUGAAUGACGGAUCACACGGAAUAGACAUGUCAUUCCCGAGUUUAGAGAAUACAUAUAGUAUGAACGAGAACUGCAAGGCGCCCUUGAGAAAUUACCUCGCUAGGAUGAUGGAAGAGGACGAGGAAGAAGAUGUUCAAGGCGAUCAGCUCGCUUGUAUCAUUUAUGACAAUGUUAUGUUCUUCGUCGAUGAUGUAGCCACUCAGCUGAGGCUCCCCAGUAUUGUCCUCCGCACUUUCAGUGCUGCAUAUUUGAACUCUAUGCUCACCAUUUUUCAGGAACCAGAAAAAUAUCUUCCUUUUGAAGAGUCUCAGCUGCUGGAUCCGUUGCCGGAACUUCAUCCCCUCAGGUAUAAGGAUCUAACAUUUCCUGCCAUCGAUAAUACAGUUCCUGAACCAGUACUAGAGUUCUGUAGAGCAAUGAGCGAUAUAGGAUCAUCUGUCGCGACUAUUUGGAACACGAUGCAAGACUUGGAGAAUACAAUGUUGUUACGCCUUCAGGAACAUUACAAGGUGCCCUUCUUUCCAAUAGGCCCUUUUCACAAAAUGGUGCCUUCAAUCUCCUCGACUAGCAUACUGGAAGAAGAUAGAAGUUGCAUCGAGUGGCUCGAUAAACAAGCUCCUAACUCUGUUCUCUAUGUCAGCUUGGGUAGCCUAGUAAGGAUUGAUGACAAAGAGCUAACUGAGACUGCUUGGGGAUUAGCUAACAGUAAGCAACCGUUCUUGUGGGUAAUUCGACCGGGAUCUGUCUCUGGCUUUCAAUGUGCUGAGGCACUGCCAGAUGGUUUUGAGAAAAUGGUAGGAGAAAGAGGCCAGAUAGUGAAAUGGGCACCACAAAAACAGGUGCUUGCCCAUCCCGCGAUAGCUGGAUUUUUCACACAUUGUGGUUGGAAUUCUACACUUGAAAGUAUUUUGGAAGAAGUCCCUAUGAUAUGCAGGCCGCUUUUAGCUGACCAAUUUGUGAACGCAAGGUAUCUUAGCCAAAUAUAUAAGGUUGGGUUAGAAUUGGAGGUGAUCGAGAGAACCGUUAUAGAGAAAACAGUAAGAAAACUCAUGUUAAGUGAAGGAGGCAAAGAUUUGAAGAGAAGGGUAGUAGAGAUGAAACAAAACAUAGUUGCUGGUAUGCAGAUGGACGGUUCUUCACAAAAGAAUCUGAAUGAUUUGGUAGACUUCAUUUCUUCCUUGCCCUCACGGUGCUCUCCGCCAACGCCUGUAGCAAUCAUGUGCUCAAACCAUACAUCAAGCAAGUGUAUCAUAGAGUCCUGAUGUUAGAAGAAUUCAAUUUUUGUUGCCUGCUAGCUUUGCAAGACAACAUGUCCUGAAUCACAAAAGGACGAAUAAGAUGUAGUAAACUUUACUUAUUAUGUUUUGGGGUUGUGGCAAGGCCAUCGGCCCAACGCUGAAGCAAUUUAGCAACCUGUUACUUGCCUUGUCAACUACUUUCUCAUCACUUCUGUUUGUUGAAUGGUUUACUAAGUUAGAAACUUUGACAUAUUGUUUCCUAGUUGGUAGAACUGAGUUAAGUUUCUUCUUAUCAUUUAUGAUGAUUGUUACACCCUCCACUGACACAAUUUCGUUAUUAAUUCCUUAAGAAAA
Messenger RNA from Lycium ferocissimum, 2070 nucleotides. Its product is annotated as UDP-glycosyltransferase 76E1. The transcript is spliced from 2 exons. The record is from RefSeq and is a predicted model, not a curated record. Bases 301 to 1740 code for a protein of 479 amino acids. Lineage: Eukaryota; Viridiplantae; Streptophyta; Magnoliopsida; Solanales; Solanaceae. Gene Ontology annotation, molecular function: UDP-glycosyltransferase activity.